This is a messenger RNA of Helianthus annuus (common sunflower), 1852 nucleotides long. RefSeq names its product protein DETOXIFICATION 24. The record is from RefSeq and is a predicted model, not a curated record. Lineage: Eukaryota; Viridiplantae; Streptophyta; Magnoliopsida; Asterales; Asteraceae. Gene Ontology annotation, cellular component: membrane. The transcript is spliced from 9 exons. Gene Ontology annotation, biological process: xenobiotic detoxification by transmembrane export across the plasma membrane. Bases 189 to 1631 code for a protein of 480 amino acids. Gene Ontology annotation, molecular function: antiporter activity; xenobiotic transmembrane transporter activity.
AAGGCGGCCCAAUAAUGAGCAAAAGCCCAUAGUAGUCCAUAAAGUGGGAUUCCACUUUCCAAUUACAAAUAUUUCCACACAUCUCCUUCUCCACGCUUUUCGUUGAAACCUGAAAGCAUUUCAACAGACUAUUUCUAAAACUGUAAGCACUCGCUUCUUCUGCUCACUUUGUGUAUUAUUUUUCCAGGAUGGACGAUGGGAUCGACACAAAGCUUCUUCGACACGAAGAAGAAGAGGAAGGUGACCUAAAACAAAGAAUAUGGGUAGAAUCGAAAAAGAUAUGGAGGGUUGCGUUGCCAGGUGUCAUAUCAAGGGUUUGUGCAUUCGGAACUAUUGUUGUCACUCAGUCAUUUAUUGGACAUAUUAGUGACAUAGAUCUUGCUGGCUACGCACUUGUUCAAACACUUAGUGUCCGAUUUGUCAACGGAAUACUUUUGGGAAUGUCAAGUGCAACCGAAACCCUUUGUGGACAAGCAUUUGGGGCCGGACAACACCAUAUGAUGGGUAUUUACUUGCAACGAUCAUGGAUCGUUGACUUGAUCACUUUGACCGUUUUGCUCCCAGUUUUCAUCUUUGGUACCCAAAUCUAUAAACUUGUUGGUGAGGAAGAAGCGAUAGCAAACAGUGGCGGAUACAUAUCAUUAUGGUUCAUUCCUUUUGUCUAUAACUUUGUUUUUAGCUUGACUAUACAAAUGUAUCUACAAGCACAGUUAAAGAACAUGGUUAUUGCAUGGCUUUCGGUUUUCCAAUUCGGUAUCCAUAUACCUUUGUCACUGCUUUUCGUGUAUAAGCUGAACAUGGGGAUCGCGGGUGCCAUGAUUGCACUCUCGAUGUCUUCGUGGUUUCUUGUGAUUGGGGAAUUCAUAUACAUUUUUGGAGGAUGGUGUCCUAAUUCAUGGAAAGGGUUUACGGUAGCUGCCUUUAAGGAUCUUGUUCCUGUUGUGAAGCUCUCAUUAUCAUCUGGUGUGAUGGUCUGCUUGGAGUUAUGGUACAAUGCUGUUCUGGUCUUACUUGCCGGAUACAUGCAAGAUGCCGAAGUUGCAAUAUCCGCCUUCUCGAUUUGCCUGAACGUUAACGCAUGGGAAUUCAUGAUAAGCCUUGGUUUCUUAGGUGCUGCAUGCGUUCGGGUGGCGAAUGAAUUAGGGAGGGGAAAUGCGAAAGCAGUAAGGUUUUCUAUACAAGUCUUGUUGGGGACUUCCAUUGCUAUCGGGGUGUUCUUCUUUGUUCUUUGUUUGGCCUUUGGCAAAAAACUCGCGUACAUGUUCACAGAUGAUGAAAGAGUUGCAGAUACCGUAUCAGAUCUUUCUUUGCUUCUCUCUUUCUCGGUUUUGUUGAACAGCAUUUACCCUGUACUCUCUGGGGUGGCGGUUGGAGCGGGUUUGCAGUCAGCUGUAGCAAUCGUUAACCUCGUUUGCUUUUACCUCAUUGGUAUUCCAUUGGGAGCUUUGCUCGGAUAUCUAACGAGUCUUGAAGUUAAGGGUAUAUGGAUCGGAAUGAUUGGUGGUGUUUUAACACAAACGAUUACGCUUGUAUACAUGACUUGGAGAACAGACUGGGAUGAUCAGGUCAAAAAGGCUUCAGAACGCCUCACGCGAUUUUACUUAAACUCGGACGGGCAAGUUUCUAACUAGUUGCGGUCUUAGUCCAUCUGCAUAUAUCUUUUCUAUUUUUAUCUGUAUUUUUUUUUUUUUUUUUGAAUUUCAGACCAUUAAUUCUUUUAUACCAACUGUUUUAGUAGAAACAAUAAUGAUAAAAUUUAUAAUAAUGCAUUAGAGAAAAUUAACAACAUGAAUGUUGACAAUUGUAUACUAUUGAGAAUGAGAAUGAGAAUGAGAAUGAGAAUGAGAAUGAA